Trichobilharzia regenti is the source of this 3144-nucleotide messenger RNA. Lineage: Eukaryota; Metazoa; Platyhelminthes; Trematoda; Strigeidida; Schistosomatidae. The record is from the annotation of a GenBank genome assembly.
AUGAAUCGUAAUGUCCAUGAUUCUGUACUUUGCUUCAACAGUACUCGUGACAGUUCAGUGGAUUCUUCUAAGUCUGGUCGUCAUGAUUGUUUUGAAUUUGACAGUAAUUUAAAGACGAUGGUUACAGAAAAAGAGCGUCGUCAUGCUGCUGAAUCAUGCUGUGAAAUACUGUUACAAGAAUUAGAUUCACGAGAAAUAUACCUACAAGAGUUGAAAAAUACACUAUUCAAACGUGUUGAAGAAGCUGAAUAUCAAAUGAAUAAACUUAUAGAUUUAAGAAAUGAAGAGACUGAAGAAGCACAGAAAGCCAGUAAAAUGUUACGUUCUAGUAUAUCAAGAUUAAAAGAACGUUUUGUGGCUGAAAAAUCAGAACUGGAAAAUAAGAUAUGCGCUAUUCAAGACACCUAUGAAGGUCGAAUCACAGAAUUAAAUAACAUGCUAAAACAAUCUGAAAAAAGUCGUGAAAAUCUUAUCACCAAAUUCAAAACAUCAGAAUUUACAAUCCAAGAUUUGAAUAAACAAAUUGCUGAUAGUAGAAAAGAGUUAAGUGAUUCAAUGCAUCGUAUAGCUCACCUGCAACAAAUUAAUUGUGAUCUGUCGAAUGAACUGGUUAAAUUCAAGUUGACCGCUCAAAAAGCAUCAACACGUGCAGAAAAUUUAGCUAAACAAUAUAAUGAGUUAAGAUGUAAAACUGAACAAGCUAAUGUGAAUUCUCUUCAAACAGAGAAAGCUGUACGAAUGGCAUCUGAAAGACGUGCCUCAGCUGAAAAUGCGUUAGCCGCUGCACAUCAACGUGCUGACAACUUGUCUAUGCGUAAUACACAAUUAGAAAAGGAAUUAACUAUGGUAAAAGUUCGUGCUGAAGAACAAACAAAAGCCAAUGAAAUUACAGUAGGUAAACUUAAACGACGCUUAAUGGCUAUUCAUAGUGAAGCUUCAAAAUGGAAAAAAUCUCAUCAAGAGCAAAAGAAUAUUCGUGAUUCAGAUUUAGAGAAAACCAACGAAAUUAUACAAAGUAUGAUAGAUGAACGUAAAUACCUAGAAAGUGAAUUAACAGCUGCGAAGAAUGAAAUUAAAGAACAACUUCUGUCAAUUGAACAGCUUAAAAGACAAGCUGCUUUAGACGCAUCUGAUGCAUCAACACGUCUAUUAGCAGCUUUAUCCACUGGUGAAGAAGGUGUAGCUACAGCUUUAGAAUUGAAACAAUGCAUUGAAACACAAUUGCAACCAGAACUGGAAUCUGUUAGGUUACAGUGUAAAAAUUUAGAGUCAGAACUUAUGAAAUCAAAUAUCAAAUGUGAACAAUUACAAGAAAAUUUAAUUAAAGCUAAUGAAACAAUAGAAGAGACAAAAACAUCACAAAUUAAACAAAGUGAUAAUUUUCAAAGUGAAUUAAAUCUACUAAGAGAACAAAUUUCUGAAGCCAAAGAACAACUGAUUAUUAAAUCAAAGUUACUAGAAAAAGCAGAAAAUCAGGUUGAACUUUAUAAAUCCGAGUUAAAUGAUCUACGCAUAUCCAAGGAUAAUAAACGCGCGUCCACUGAAGAUGAAUUAAUUAAUUUAACAAAACAAUUAAAUGAAUUAAAAACAUGUCAUGAUAUUGUACAAAAACAAACACAUACUAAUCAACGUAUAAUUAGUAAAUUAAAAUUAGCCCGAGACAAUGCACUGAAUGGAAUGGGUAAAUUACAAGUGGAAUUAAAAGAUACACGUGAAAAUUAUGAAAGACAAUUAAAACAACAAUUAGAAGAAAUUGUACAUAUUCGUCAAAAAUGUAAACAAACUGAAGCAAAACUGCAAGAAACCAAUGUCAAAUAUGAAAAUCUUUUAGCCGAAUCAAAUAAUCAAUUGUGCUUUAACCAAAAUAUUGUCAAACAAUUAGAAGCUACUAUGAAUGAUCAAAAUGCACAAAUGUUGAAAUUCAAAGAGAUGGAAUUGAAAAUAACCGAGUUAAAAAAUUCACUCAAUGAAUCAGAGAUACGUUUAAAAGCUGCUAAUAAUUUAAAAGAAUUAAAUGAUCAAAGCUACAGUGAAUUAGAAACUCGUUUUAAUCAACUACAAGUACGAUUAAAUGAACGUGAGCUAUUGGUGAAGCAUUUAGAAGAUGAAAUUCAAAUGAAAACUCGUUUAUUGGAAGAAAAAUCUAAAGAAUAUGAAUUAAUAAAGGCAUCAGUUGAUCGUCAGCUUUCAAGUGCAAUUAAAACUGCUGAACUUUCUACUGAUCAACAGAAAGAAAUUGAAGCACAAAAGCUUAAAAUAGAAGAACAAAAGAAUCAACUUCAACAAGAACUACUGGAGGUACAGAAAAUGAACAGGCAAUUACAAUCAGAUAUACGAAAUUUAGAAAGUCAAUUAAUAGAACAAAACUGUAGUAAAACAAAACACAUAUCUGAAUAUAAUGAACUGAAAUAUGAAAUGAAAUUAAUGACUGAACAAUUUACCGCGCAAACAAAACAAUUGCAUGAAGUUAAACAAACCAUUGAAUCAUUGAAUAAAGAAAAACAAACACUUCUUCAACAAAUAGAUGAGGAAAAACAAAAAUAUACACAACUAGAGGGUGAAUUUCACAAGGAAUCGAAUUUACACAAACAGUCAAAACAAGCACUCACUAAUCAAGUAACAGAAUUAAACGCAAAAUUGUACAGUAUAGAAAAAUCAUUAAUUGAAGCAGAGAAUCGAUAUAUUCAAGCUGAACAAAAAGCUGAGUUAGCCUGUCAAGAAGCUAAACGACUAGCUGUUGAAAUGGCAACAGCUAAAACACUCUCCCAGUUGAAAAAUUCUUCAGUCUACAUCAAUGAACCUAUCAAUGAUGACACAGCUGUAAAUCCUUGUAUCCCACAAAAUAGAAAUGUUUAUUUGUCUGGUGAACAAACAGAAGAAGAUAAGUCAUUUAUGCCAAGAAAUGGAAGUUUCAAUCCUUCGUUUAGAUUAUUUCCAGAGAACAAGAAAUUGUCAGCUUCACUUAUUAAUGGUCAUAAAGUAGUCAAUUCUAAACGUCAUUCUGUCAGUUUUGCACCUUCUCCAAUCAUUGAAAAUCUUGAAAAUAUCAGACGACCUUCUGAUAUUUCAACAGAUCCUGCCGGUGACUUAGAAAGUCUGAUUCGUCAAGUGACAGAUACACUAGAUCAGCAGGAGAAGAGUUGA